GAGACGAGAGGAGGAACAGAGAAGAUUAAAAAAGCUCCAAGAAGAAUAUGAACAGGAAAGGAAAGAAGAAGAUAGAAUAAGAAUGGAAAAAGAGGAAAAGGACAGAAAAGAUUUAGAGGAAAACUAUAAGAAACAACUGGAGGAAAGAAAGAAGACACAUGAAGAAGAAGUGAGAAAACAAACUGAAGAAUUAAAUGAGUUCAGAGAAAAAUCCAAAGAAAUUUCAGCUCUGAAAGAAAAACAUGAAGAAGAAGUGGAAGCUUUGAGGAAACAGCAUGAGACACAAAUGUGUGAAAGAGAAGAAAAGCCCAGCAAGGACUUACAAAAUCUCUUAAAAAAGGAAAUAAAAGAAGAGAUGGAGCGAAAAGAAAAACAAUUACAAGAUGAAAUAAAGGCAAAAGAAAAUCAAAAAGAAGAAAUAGAGACAAAAGAAAAAGAACUCAAACAAGAAAUUGAUCACAAAAGACAAAUAAAAGAAGAAAUGGAGCAAAAAGAAAAAGAACUCAAAGAAGAACUGGAGAUAAAAGAAAAAGAACUCAAAGAAGAACUGAAACAAAAAGAAAAAGAACUCAAAGAAGAAAUGGAGACAAAAGAAAAAGAACGCAAAGAAGAACUGAGACAAAAAGAAAAAGAACUCAAAGAAGAACUGAGGCAAAAAGAAAAAGAUCUCAAAGAAGAAAUGGAGAUAAAAGAAAAAGAACGCAAAGAAGAACUAGAGAUAAAAGAAAGAGAACUUAAAGAAGAACUGAAACGAAAAGAAAAAGAACUCAAAGGAGAAAUGGAGACAAAAGAAAAAGAACGCAAAGAAGAACUGGAGAUAAAAGAAAAAGAACUUAAAGAAGAACUGAAACGAAAAGAAAAAGAACUCAAAGAAGAAAUGGAGACAAAAGAAAAAGAACUCAAAGAAGAACUGAAACGAAAAGGAAAAGAACUCAAAGAAGAGAUGGAGACAAAAGAAAAAGAACUCAAAGAUGAAGUCGAUGGAAAAACUAAAAUAAAAGAAGAAUUGAAACAAAAAGAAAAAGAGCUCAAAGAAGAAAUUGAACAAAAAGAAAAAGAACUCAAAGAAGAACUGAAACGAAAAGAAAAACGACUCAAAGAAGAAAUGGAGACAAAAGAAAAAGAACUGAAAGAUGAAAUGGAGACAAAAGAAAAAGAACGCAAAGAAGAACUGAAACGAAAAGGAAAAGAACUCAAAGAAGAAAUGGAGACAAAAGAAAAAGAACGCAAAGAAGAAAUGGCGAUAAAAGAAAAAGAACUCAAAGAUGAAAUGGAGACAAAAGAAAAAGAACUCAAGGAAGAACUGAAACAAAAAGAAGAACAACUCAAAGAAGAACUGGAGACGAGAGAAAAAGAACUCAAAGAUGAAAUGGAGAUAAAAGAAAAACAACUGGUGAAAGAAAAUAAGGCCAAAGAAGAACAACUCAAAGAAGAACUGGAGACAAAAGAAAAACAACUGAAUGAACUGAAACAAAAAGAAAAACUAUUCAAAGAAGAAAUGGAGACAAAAGAAAAACUAUUCAAAGAACUUGAGACAAAAGGAAAACAACUAGUGAAAGAAAUAAAGGCAACAGAAGAACAACUUAGAGUAGAAAUGGAGGAAAAAGAAAAACUACAAAAUGAUGAAAUAGAUCAACUAAAAAUUCAAAUUGAGACCAAAGAAAUCGAGCUCGAUCAGUUGAAGGACAUUGUAAGACAGAAAUCUAGAGAUAAAUGUUCCAUCAGCUGAUUGUCUGAUGAUCCACGACUGAACAUUUAAUGUUGUUCAUGCACAAAUGCUCAUUCUUCCCUGUAUGUGACAAGCAGUAAAAUUAUGAGUCAUGUCACCAUUUUAUACUUUAUAUUUUUUUAUGUUUUUCUUUGUUUUUAUGGAUGAUAGUGAAUGCAACAUUAAAAUUGAGGAGUUAAGUUUGGUGAUAAUUGACCAACACUGAUCGGACAUCCCUGCUUCA
Messenger RNA from Scomber japonicus (chub mackerel), 1952 nucleotides. RefSeq names its product trichohyalin-like. The transcript has a single exon. The record is from RefSeq and is a predicted model, not a curated record. The coding region runs from base 83 to 1729 and encodes 548 amino acids. Lineage: Eukaryota; Metazoa; Chordata; Actinopteri; Scombriformes; Scombridae.